AUACUUUCCUUCCCAAAAUCACGAUUUUCCCUGAAAACUGUCCUCGACAACAGACAUUAAAUUUCAAAAAGUUAUUUAACUCGAAGUUUAAAAAUGUAAAUUGCAAUUUAAUUCUCAAGGGAAAGUCACGACUUAGUUCCUUUAAUAUUUUUCUGAUUCCAUAAAUUGGUCAGUUAAGCUUUGGAUGUUUGAGGCUUUAGUUGGAACUUUUAAGACAGUAAAGAAUAAAGAAUAAAGUCAGUAAAUAUUAAGAUUGAGGACGUGUUGAAUUUUAAGCAAUGUUCCCAUCGAAAAAGCACCCGCCAAUGUCUGGCUUUAGAUUCAGAAGUGUCGCUAAAAUUACUGUAGUCAUGGGACUCAUUUUCGUCAUGUUCUUAGCUGUCAAAAACACAUUUAAGGAGCAAGAACUUCAGCAAGAGAACUUCUUCCUGAAAGACAAACUUCAAGACUUCAUUCAAGGUGGAUUUGACAAGCUUAAAGUCAUCCAAGAUGGAAUCUACAACGCUGAUGGGUGGAAUAACUUUAACGGCAACAAUGAGACAGAAAAUGCACAGCCAGAUCCUGAAGAUUUCGAAAUGAUGAAUGAAAAUGGCAUCGCUGAAGCCAACGCGGAAGUUCAAGAUGAACAGCCACAAAUUGACGAGCCAGAAUACGUCCUCGAUGAUGGAAUUACUGACGAAGCUCAACGUUACAUAACAGAACUUAACCUCACAAAUCCAGGUCAUCUUGGUGCUCCAGUCAUCCUUCCACUCAACGUGUCGAAAGAAAUUCAGCAAAAAAUUGAUGACGGCUACAAAACUUACGGCUUUAAUGCCUUCGUGUCCUCACUAGUCAGCCUUAAUCGAGAAAUUCCUGAUAAGCGAAGUGAAUAUUGUAAAACGAAAGUUUACAGAACUGACUUGCCAAAAGCUUCCGUUGUCAUUCCUAUACACGACGACGAUUGGAGUCUUUUAUUGAGGACAAUCCACUCGAUUAUUCGGUACUCAAAUAUGAGCCUUAUUGAGGAAAUUCUUAUAUCUGAUGACUAUUCAACUAGAGAGCAUUUAAAGCAGCAACUUGAUGAUUAUGUCAAGAAACUUCCAAAAGUAAGGAUCAUCAGAUCUGAACGAAGACUUGGAAUUGUUGCGAAUCGUGUGCUUGGUGCUAGAAAUGCAGUCGGUCCUGUUAUAAUAUUUGUCGAUUCUCACGUGGAAUGUACGCCUGGAUGGCUUGAACCAAUUCUAGAUCAACUUAGAGACAAUCCAAAAUUAGUGAUUUGGUCUAAAAUUUCAGGACUUGGUGAGAAAGAUUUGAGAUUAUCAGUUGAUGACGGAGUUGGUGGGAUCGGAGCUUUCGACUGGGCAAUGAACUUUAAGUGGAUAGACGUCAAAUGGUACGAAGGUGACCAUCCGACUGAAAAAUACGCACCUAAAGCAUCACCAACUUUUAUGGGACCGACUUAUGCUCUAUGGAAGGACUUCUUUGAAGAAAUUGGAUAUUUUGAUGUCGACAUGGACAUUUGGGGUGGUGAGGAUGUUGAGCUAGGAUUCCGUGCCUGGAUGUGUGGUGGACGUGUUGAAAUGAUUCCUUGCUCGAUGAUCUGUCACAUGUUCCGUGCUCAUACAUACACAACACAUUCAAAGGACAAAGGUGGAUAUAGAUGGAAUACAGACAGGAUUGCUGAAGUUUGGCUGCAGGACUAUAUUAAGUAUUACUAUAGACUAGUUGGAGACACUAAAGAUAGAAAGUUUGGUGACAUUUCUGAGAGAAUGGAGAUUAGGAACAAGUGUCAAAGCUUCCAAUGGUAUUUAGAUAAUGUCUAUCCAAUGUAUGAAGUUCCUAUUGAGAUUAGGGACACAACAACUUCGACGACCAAGAAGGCAGACACUAUAGUGGAUACGAAGGAAAAUGAUGAGGAAGAGGAUGAAAUAGACACAAAAGUUGAGGACGAAGACAAUGAAGCUGAAGACGAUGCUAAGGAUAAAGACACCAAGAGCAACGAUGAACUGAAAAAAGAAGUGGAAAAAAUUAAAAAGGAAGUCGAAGAUAAAUUACAAAAAAUUAAAUCUAAAAAUUAA
Messenger RNA from Chironomus riparius, 2057 nucleotides. The record is from the annotation of a GenBank genome assembly. Lineage: Eukaryota; Metazoa; Arthropoda; Insecta; Diptera; Chironomidae.